Ogataea angusta is the source of this 732-nucleotide messenger RNA. RefSeq lists its product as uncharacterized. Gene Ontology annotation, biological process: mRNA splice site recognition. Gene Ontology annotation, cellular component: U2-type prespliceosome; U1 snRNP. The transcript has a single exon. Gene Ontology annotation, molecular function: mRNA binding. NCBI's taxonomy places the organism in Eukaryota, Fungi, Ascomycota, Pichiomycetes, Pichiales, Pichiaceae. The record is from RefSeq and is a predicted model, not a curated record. Bases 1 to 732 code for a protein of 243 amino acids.
AUGGCUUACGAACAGCGAAAGCUGCUUGAGCAGCUCAUGGGCAGAGAUGCUUUGGUGAAAUUACCGCGAGAUUAUGACGUGCGAAGGGUUCAAUCCUCAGAUCCUUCUGUGCUGGAUUCUCCAAAAGUGUGCAAGAGUUUCCUCGUAGGAAAAUGCCCGUACGACUUAUUCCAGGGCACCAAAGAGGACCGGGGCAAGUGCCCAAAAAUACACCAGGAGAAACUUAAGAUUCUAUACGAAACGUGUGUGAAAAACGGGGUGCGAAUGCCAAACGAUAAUUACAAACUCGAUUACAUGCGCGAUCUCGAAGGAGUGAUCAACGAAUGUAAUAGGAAAAUCAGAAUUGCAGAAAAAAGACUGGAGCUCUCUGUAGAGGAGAGGGAGAAACUCUCAAGCGUGACACAGGAGCUGGAUAAAUUAGACGAGCAGGUGAGCCUAAUGCUUCAGGAGAUCUCAUUACUGGUAGAAAAGGGAGAAUUGGAAAUGGCCUUGGAUUGGAAUAAAGAGCUAGAACAAGUGGUACGAAAUCGAGACGCUGUUGCAUCGCAAUACACCGAAAUGGUGGAGAACAUCAACCAGUCGGCGCAGCAGAAACUGCAAGUGUGCGAACAGUGCGGCGCAUACCUCUCUCGCCUCGACAACGACCGCCGACUUGCGGACCACUUUGUGGGUAAGAUGCAUUUGGCCUAUGUGGAGAUGAGACGCGCAUUGGCUGAACUCAAGGGCCGCUAG